ACAAAGACUAAUAAGCAGGCUGCAAACGAAAAAAUAUAGAAAAAUUAAUUGUGCGCUGCUGAUUUAACGAAUUUGUGGUAAAACAAAUUGAAAUCUUAUUCGUUUUGCAGCCGUCCGAGUUAAAAACAGCAAAAUAACCAAGUUUAACAUACGCCUUGAGAACAUAAUGUCGAAAAAUAAAAAAUUGUCGCUAUCAGGCGACUCCACAGAGAAAUUUAUCUACAAGCCUAAGGAUUUGAUAUGGGCCAAAAUGAAGGGUUUUACACCGUGGCCAGGCAUGAUUGUGGAGCCACCACUUGAUCUGCUUGGCCAGCAGCAUCGCGCCAAUACCAAAUGCGUGUUCUUCUUUGGCUCGCGCAACUUCGCGUGGAUUGAGGAGCAUAAUAUCAAGCCUUUCGAGGGGCCGUGGAAAGAGGAGCUAGCCAAGGUUAGCAAGCCAGCUGCAUUCAGGCAGGCCAUGGCGGAUAUUGACAAAUAUAUAGACAAUCCAGCUGAGAUCGAUGGCCAAAUCAAUGAGAGCUGUGGCAUGAGCAAUCAUGCAGCCACCGAAGCUGACUUUGAUAAGAUACGCGAUGGCUUGGAUAGCGAAGAGACUGCCGACGCUGCUGAUGGCAACAAUGGUAUUGUGCCCCAUGUGGUAGGCAGUCCCGAUGAUGCCGAAUCGACAGAGCCACCCUCCCCAGUGGUGCCAUCGCCACCGGCCAGAAGUCCCGCCAAGCGCACACCCAAAGCUAAAUCCAGCGCUGCGCUUACGGUGAGCAGCAAGCAGGUCAGCAAAGCGGCGUCUGCGAAGGCGGCAGCACAAAAAAAGCGUCGCAUCUCCUCACAGCAUACACCGGGCAAUGCAAGCAGCGCUAAACGUGGACGACGCGCCGCCUCCGGCGAUGCUGAGCCAUAUACGAGUCCCAGUACUGGUGACUAUGAUUGCGCCAGCUCCUCGUCGCUGACAACAAGAGCACGCAUCGAAUCAGAAGCCUUCCUGGGCUCAUUGACAAAGCGCGCACCCAAUGCAAUUGCGCUGCUGGAUAGACCAGUUGUAACGAGGCCAGAGGCACAGGCCAUUGAUAUGAAUACGCGUUCAAUGACAUUAGCUGAACGCGACAUUGUGCCGUCAGAUCAAACAUUUGGCUUCUUGGGUCUGGGCAUGAUGGGCUCCACCAUUGUGAAGGAUUUGAUAUUGACGGGACACAAGGUGGUGGUCUGGAACCGCACAAUAGAUAAGUGUACGCCUUUUGUUGAUGUGGGCGCUGAGGUUAAGGACACGCCCAUGGAUGUGGUGGAGGCCUCUGACGUUAUCUUCUGCUGCGUGUCAGAUCCCAAAGGCGCAAAGGAUGACGAUUGUUUGCAGCUGGUGUUUGGCAAUUGUGGCGUGUUGCAGUUGAAGGAUUUACGCAACAAGGCGUAUGUCGAAAUGUCCACAAUUGAUCCUGACACCUCCCUGGACAUUGGGGAGGGCAUCAAGCAAUGUAAUGGCCGCUAUCUGGAGGCACAGAUACAUGGAUCGCGACAGGAGGCCGCCGAUGGCAUGCUUAUCAUAUUGGCCGGCGGUGAUCGCUCAGUCUUUGAGGAAUGCCAUUCGUGCUUCAAGACCAUAGCCAAGAACACAUUCUUUUUGGGCACAGAUAUUGGCAAUGCCUGCAAGGUGAAUCUUAUUUUGCAAACUAUACAGGGUGUUAGCUUGGUCGGUCUGGCCGAGGCGUUAGCUUUGGCUGAUCGAUUUUCCAUAUCGUUAAACGAUAUCAUUGAUAUAUUUGAUUUGACUUCUAUGAAAUCACCGCUUCUGUUGGCAAAGGGCAAAGAAAUGGCCAAGGGCGACUUUAAUCCGCAACAGCCUUUAAGUCACAUGCAAAGAGACUUGCGUCUCGUGCUGAAUAUGGCUGAAAACUUGGAUCAAUCAAUGCCAGUGACGAGCAUUACGAACGAGGUGUUCAAGCAUACAAAACGUUUGGGUUAUAGUGAGCACGAUUCCAGUGCUGUAUUUGUAAGAUCCAGAUUUUAACAUAAGGUUAAGACGACUAUGAUUUAUCAUUUUAAAUAUUAUUCAAUCACACAAUCGUAAAAAAAAGGAAAAAAAAAACUACUUGCAAUCGAGCCCCCUCCUGUAAACAUGCAACACACAAAACUUUCAACACAGUGUGUUUAUUGUUAUUGCAACACAUUUUCUAAUUCAGGCACCCACCUCCUACUCCCAUCCCCUCCAGAACACACACAAACACUCCUUUACAAUUAGAGUAAUGCUCCAACUCUCAUGCAAGUCUUCAAACGUAGGCGCCUGUGAGUGCUGCUGUUUUAAUAUUUAGAUGCAUGAAACUUAUAAAACAGCAAGAGCUCUGGAAUACAUAUAAUUAAUAUUUAUUUCUAAUUGCGCUUGCAGCUUACCACAUGAUACCCAAACGUCCCCAUCAACAGUUUAAACAUAUUUGUGUUGUUUUCUUAAUUUCUCUAUAUUCUAUUUUUUAAAUGCGACU
This is a messenger RNA of Drosophila busckii, 2468 nucleotides long. It is a transcript of the gene Ndf, whose product is annotated as putative oxidoreductase GLYR1 homolog. The transcript is spliced from 9 exons. The coding region runs from base 167 to 1999 and encodes 610 amino acids. Gene Ontology annotation, molecular function: NAD binding; NADP binding; oxidoreductase activity, acting on the CH-OH group of donors, NAD or NADP as acceptor. Lineage: Eukaryota; Metazoa; Arthropoda; Insecta; Diptera; Drosophilidae. The record is from RefSeq and is a predicted model, not a curated record.